AUGGCCAAGGAAGGCCCAGCAGAGAGACAUGUAGCUUCUGUUUUGAGAUUAAUUCUUCCUCACAGGCGAGUUACUGGAGGAAGACUGGUGGUCUUUUCUAGAACUGGAGCUGGAUGGAAAAGUUGGGGUUUGCUGUCUCGGUCACCGCCUCACAGCAGUGCCGUGGGAGCGGGCGCGGGCGGCGGGAGCCCGCAGGGUGGGCCCGGCUCGAGCCGCGCGAGGAGCCCCGCCCCGCCCGGCCGGGCCCCGCACGCGGCACGCACGGCCCGCCCCGGCGGGGGGCAGCGGCUCAAGGGGAAACGCUCCGGGCGGAGCAGCUGCGGCGGGGCGCCGGGAGAGUGCGCGGGGAGCACAGCCCGGCCGGGGGGCACCCGGGGCAGGGGGCGGGAGGCGCGCCCGGCGCCGCAGCAGAGCUGCCUACGGCGAGGAGGGCGGCCCCCCCUCCCCUCCCAUCCCAUCCCGGGGCAGGGGGUGCCCGGAGGAGCCGUGACCCGCGGUCGGCCCGCGCCGGAGUGGCUGCGGGCAGGGCCGGCGGCCCGGCGGGGCGAGGCUGCGGCCGAGGGGCUGCUGUGCCCGGGGGGGUCCCCGCCGGGGCAGGGGACCAGCGUGAGGAGGGUCCCCCCGCGGGGAAGGGGCGGCGGGGGCAGCCUGGCAGGGACUGACGGCAGCCCCGGCCCUGCGCCCUGCGGGAGGAGAGACCGUGGGAGCGAAGCGGAGCCCGGGAAGAAGAGCGAAGAAUGUCCGUGCUGCUCACUCGCUGUGAAAAUCAUAAGAAUGAGAAAUCUGAGAAAGGCAGAUCUGUUUAGUCAAACCGAUUGCUAUGUAAGCCUGGCCUUGCCCACUGCUUCCGCUGAGACUGUCCGGACAAAAACUGUUAAGAACUGCAGAGAUCCAGUGUGGAAUGAAACAUUUUUCUUCAGGAUUCAAAGCCAAGUAAAAAAUAUUCUUGAGCUGAAAGUCUAUGAUGAAAAUGCAGUCACUAAAGAUGACCUCCUCUUCACUGUAGUCUUUGACGUUGCUAAAAUCCAGCUUGGAGAAACUGUUUGCUUGACUUUUCAGCUAGAUCCAAAGACACAAGAGACACUGGAGGUGGAGUUUGCAUCAGAGAGCAUUCCAGUCCCUCCUGAAAAGCUGGUCACUAAUGGUGUAUUAGUGUCUCGUGAAAUUUCCUGCUUGGAAGUCCUGGUGGGCAAGAGACAGAUGAAGAAAGAACCUUCAGAAAAAGACUUACUGUUUUCAGUGAAGGGAUCCUACGAAGAGAGCCAGACCCUGUUCCUGGGCUCUUCCCGGCAGCCUGUGGGGCCCCUGGACUUCCAUUACAUCAAGUACAGCCUGUCAGAGCUACGCGUGGCUCUAGUGGAGAAGAAAUCUCUUUUCUGCUCGUGUACCUCAGGUGAAGAGAAAAAAGACUGCCCUGCAUCCCUCACUAUUCCUCUGGAUUCACUUCCCUUCAAGGAGAAAGUAACAGUAGCAGAGGAUGAAACAGUCAAUUUACAGGUGAAGUCAAAUGACUGGUCAAGAAACUUAGAUGUUCGUUUGGAGUUUGAUCUGUGUAUGCAGGAGAAAAUUUUCCUACAGAAACGAAGGAAGUUUGUGGCUUCUGCUCUGAAAAAAGCACUUCAUUUAGAGCAAGACCUACAAGACCAUGAGGUGCCAGUUGUAGCAGUCAUGACAACAGGUGGUGGCACCCGGGCACUGACAUCUCUGUUAGGCAACCUGUUGGGUCUUCAGAAGCUGGAUCUCUUAGAUGCUAUUUCGUACAUCACUGGGUCAUCUGGUUCCACAUGGACCUUGUCACAUUUGUAUCAGAAUGCUGACUGGUCACACAAGGAUCUCUCCAGACCAAUUGGUGAAGUCCGCAGACAUAUGACCAAGUGCAAGCUAAGCUGCUUCUCCCUGGAGAGUCUGAAGUACUAUCACAAGGAGCUAAAACUGCGGAAGCAAGAGGGAUACCAGAUUUCUAGUGUUGAUUUUUGGGGGCUUCUACUGGAAAAAGCAUUAAGUGAUGGGAAAAACAACCACAGACUCUCAGAUGAGCGACAGGCAUUGAGUCAGGGUCAGAAUCCCUUACCUAUCUACAUGAUCCUCAACAUCAAGGAAGACUACAGCCUUUCAGAGUUCAAAGAGUGGGUAGAGUUCACCCCUUAUGAGGUCGGGUUCUUAAAAUACGGCGCCUUCAUUCGUGCAGAGGAUUUUGGCAGCAAGUUCUUCAUGGGUCGGCUGAUGAAGAAGCUCCCUGAAUCUCGCAUCUGUUUUAUGAAAGGCCUGUGGAGCAAUGUCUUUUCCUACAACCUGCUGGAUGCCUGGCAUUCAUCGGAUCCUACGGAAAGGUGCUUACCGAGGUGUACCCAGCACAGGACGGUUGAUGUUGAAGGAGAUGAGCCUUCCUCACCAGCCAGGAGCCAUGAGUUGGAGACUUACUUAGUCACCCCUGAAUGUGGCAUCAUGGGCAUCAUUCGGCAGGUCCUGACUGAGCGGGUGAUGGUUUCAAAGUUCUACAACUUCCUGAAGGGAUUUCAGAUGCACAAUGAAUACCUUCAGAGCAAAAGCUUCUGUAUAUGGAAAGAUACUGUACUAGAGAAUUUCCCCAACCAGCUGACAGAAACUGCAGAGUUCAUGUGCCUGGCAGACACGGCGGGAUACAUCGAUAUUAGCUACCCACCGCUUAUGAGGCCAGAGAGGAAAGUGGAUGUUGUCCUACACUUAAAUUACUCUUCUGGAUCGCAGACAUUGCCUUUGGAAGAAGCCUCCAAGUACUUCCUAAAGCAGGGAAUCCCAUUUCCCAAAAUCCACCUGAGUGAAGAAGAAAAGAAAAAUCUAAAGGAGUGCUACAUCUUCGAAGACACGGAGACCCCAGAGGCACCGACAGUGGUGUUUUUCCCACUGGUGAAUGACACCUUCAGAAAAUACAAAGAGCCUGGUGUGGAGCGCAGCCCUGCUGAGAUGGUGCAGGGCAACGUGGACGUUUCCAGCAUCUUUUCCCCAUACUGCUUAAACAGCUUUACCUACACAGAGGAAGAGUUUGACAAGCUGGUAGAACUGACCAGCUACAACAUACAGAACAACAAACAUCUGAUCCUUCAGGCUUUGAAUUCAGCCAUAGAGCAGAAACGACAGCACAGAAAAUAAACACUGACCUGAGUUUCAGAAAGAUACCAGUAUUGUUUUUCUUUUUCCCUGCAGAAGAAUCAAGACCUGUUUGUGAAUGCGCAUGAUGGACUGGGGAAAGUACAAAGGCUUGUUUUGGCCUGUGGUUCCACUCCACCAUGUGGUGAUCCUAGAUAAACUGUUCAAAUAAAAUCAU
Messenger RNA from Falco peregrinus (peregrine falcon), 3304 nucleotides. Its product is annotated as cytosolic phospholipase A2 epsilon-like. Gene Ontology annotation, molecular function: calcium ion binding; calcium-dependent phospholipid binding. The record is from RefSeq and is a predicted model, not a curated record. The coding region runs from base 1 to 3129 and encodes 1042 amino acids. Gene Ontology annotation, biological process: glycerophospholipid catabolic process. Gene Ontology annotation, cellular component: cytosol. The transcript has 20 exons. NCBI's taxonomy places the organism in Eukaryota, Metazoa, Chordata, Aves, Falconiformes, Falconidae.